Molecule: messenger RNA, 3822 nt
Organism: Polistes canadensis
Lineage: Eukaryota; Metazoa; Arthropoda; Insecta; Hymenoptera; Vespidae
Product: immunoglobulin domain and leucine-rich repeat-containing protein 2
Exons: 4
Coding region: 619-3387 (922 amino acids)
Cellular component (GO): extracellular matrix
Molecular function (GO): protein binding
Source: RefSeq, a predicted model, not a curated record
GCGUGCGUGCGUGUGUGCGUGCGUGCGGUUGGUCGGUCGGUCGGUUGUGCCAUGGCGGCGGCUUUUUAAUUAUUCCCCGUGUCCAAAAUUUUAGGCUUCAGAAAAAUACAUUUCAUUUUCGUUAGACCACGCACGCACAAUUAUGUUACCAGCUCGACACGGCCACAGCAGUAAUAGUACCGCCGUCGCCGCUGCCACCAAUAACAUUAUCAACACCAACAACACCAUAACCAUCAUUAACCUCCUCGCAUCCAACAACAACGACGACAACGACGACGGCGACGACGACGACGACGCCGAUGAGAACAACGGCGGCAAGUUGCCCGCGGCUUUAAGACCACGCGUAGGAUUUUUCGCAAACGGUUAAAAUAUCAGACAGACAGACACACACAUCUCCCCCUCUACCCCUCCCCCCGCCCCCUCUACGGUGGUGAGAAACGACGACGACGACCCUGCUAAAAUAUUUUGCCGGAUUAUUUCCAAAUAAUUCGCUUUUACCCGCGGCCACGUCGUACAUUUUGAAUAUAGUUCUUAGGCUGUGACGAAAUAGAAGAAAGUCCCUUUAGGACAUGGGAGAUUCUUGUAGUCGAGAAUAUCGUCACGUUGCAGGUCUUAGGAAUGAGGAAGCGAACUUUGACAAGGGUUUCGCGGUGGUGGUUGAUCUUACUGUUCGUGGUGGUGCGCGUCGAGGGUACACAAUCUCCUUCAUCUUCUUCAUCUUCAUCAUCUUCAUCGUCGUCAUCGAUCUCAGGAAAGAGAUCUUCGACGGAAUUAGAAUGUGCAGCUGGUUGCGAAUGCACUUACACCGAAGGGACACGACUAUUUUGCGAGUCGCGCAGUUUCCUUGGUCUUGGAAUACCGCGAGAUGCGGACACCGUUAUUCUGAGGGAUGUUCAAGCCGCCGCUAUCACAUUCGCGGCAUUGGAAACAUCAACUUCAUUGAGAAGUCUAAUUUGGACGUCAAGUGGAAUAGAAAGGAUAGAUCCUGGUGUAUUUCGAGCGACGGAAUUUCUCGAGAGACUGAAUUUAGGUGAUAAUAGGCUGACGGAACUGCCAUCGGACGUCUUCCAUCCAUUGAGCCGACUACAGUACCUGAAUCUCACCGGUAACCGGUUGAUCAACCUACCCCAGGUCCUCUUUCAGGGCCUCGACAAUCUCCAGGAGAUACGUCUAGCCACUAAUCAUUUGUCCGUACUGCCCUUCCAAGCGUUUGGUCCGGUGAAAGGACUACUUCGUCUUGAUUUGAGUCAAAAUCUGUUGGUUUAUCUACCGGAUCAUAGCUUUAGACCCAACAAACAAUUGGAAGAACUUCGAUUGUCAACUAACAGGCUCACGAAAUUACCAUCGAGAGUAUUUUCCGGUCUCGGUUUGUUAAAAGUACUCGAGUUGGCCGAUAACGAGAUCGACGUAUUGCCACGUGGUCUUUUUUCCGAGCUCGCAUCUCUGGAAUACUUGGAUUUAGGCGGCAAUCCUGUCAUUCGUUUGACGAAUGCAGCAUUUCAAGGUCUCUCAAGUCUAAGAUGGCUCAAUCUCGAGAGGUUACCGAUCACCAAGUUACCCGAAGAUCUUUGGCGACCGACAAGCAAAUUGAGAACUCUUUUACUGUCUAAUACUCGUUUGGAGAUAUUGCGAAAUGAAAAUUUCGCAGGAUUAUUGGAAUUGGAGACACUCGAAUUGACGAACAGUCCUUUGCGAGAGAUCUCCCGACACGUGUUAGACGAUACACCGUCCCUCCGAAGAAUAGAUUUGCGGGACAACGAUUUAGCUUUUCUUCCAGCCAACGUUGCACAAUUACCGUAUCUAGGAGAAUUGCAACUUCAAGGUAAUCCAUGGGCCUGCGAUUGUCGUAUGUUUUGGUUUGUUAAAUGGGCAGAAAGCAGAACUCAUUUGCGUGCAGCUUUUAAAAGUGGGCUCAGGUGCGGACACGAAGUUGGCGGUACCAUAGAUACCUUGCAAACUCUUCGUUAUCUAAAUUGCACGCCACCGACUCUAGCACGAACAUCUUCCACCGAUCAGUAUCUAUUACUAAGUUCGGUUUUAUUGGAGUGCGAGUUUAAUGGUAAUCCGGCGCCGUCCUUGACUUGGGUCACUCCGAAGCUCAAGGUUCUUCACUGGACCCCCGAUCCGGCAUUCCCCGAUGCCUUUGUAGAACAUCCUCAUAUACACGGAUGGAAACUGGACGAACCGGUCGAUGACGAUGGGAGGAUACGCAUUCUGGAGAACGGCUCUUUGUAUAUUAGCAGACUACUCAGGCAAGACGUUGGGUUAUACAAAUGCUUCGCCGUUAAUCCUAUAGCAAAUGAAACGACCUACAUUAUGCUGGAAAUGGAUCCUGUUACACUUCAUAAUAUUCAAAUCUUCAGUAUAGUCGUGGGCGGAGUCAGCGCAACGGCCUUCCUCCUGUUGACCCUAGUUUUGCAGUUGAUUCGAUACUUUUUCCUCAGGUGCGGUUGUAUAAAAUGGUGUCUUUGCUGCAGGCGCGUGGGUGCGACACCGAGAGCAAAACAAAUUUAUCAGAUGUUGGAUAACAUUGAGCAAUACAAGAGUCAACAACUUGAGAGGUUGCGCGAAAAUUAUACUCAACAAGUGCACAGAAUCAAGGACAACUGUGUUCAGCAAGUGGAAUGGAUUCGAGACAGUUACGAGGGUCAGAUGAGACACAUACGUGACAUCAGGGAUUAUGGUACCAGUCAUCUCACGGCACUAAGAGACCAAUAUUACGAUCAGGUGAAAAGAGUACGAGAUUAUUCAACGAGUCAGCUUAAUUGGGUGCGAGAAAAUUACGUCUUCCAACGGAAUAAAAUUCGAAAAUUCAGUGCUCACCAGGUAUUACGGUUAAGGGAAAGCUACAAGUAUCAACAACAAACGUUAAACAAAGUAUUGGAAAAUCUGCCAAAUUUAUACUUCGAUAAUUGUCGAAGUGGUUCAUGUGGGAAAAGCGAUUCCGUUGUUUUCGACAAUAGUAAAGAGGAUGGUUAUGCAGGACCGGACACGUACUUUAAAGCAAAGAUCAACGACAUGACAGCGGGUACCAGUUUGGAAGAUAUGAAUAGCGAAUAUUAUACACCAACAGAAUUGUCCUCGGUCAGUCCACAUGGCAUGGACACCACCCUGGAAGGCAUUCAUAUUAAUUAUAUCGAAAACAAUGGGCCAAGGGCACCAUUGCAAAUCAUAUUACCACCGCCUUCCCCAAUUGUAUUGCAUUGCAUAGAAGAAUACGGAAGUUCUACGUCAAUUUGCAAUGACUUCGAUCAGAAUAAACCAGUUUACAAAGGUUCCAGUGCAGAAAAAAUACUUGCAGGAGAACCAAGAAAUGUCUCGGAGGUUCUUGGAUUGUUAGCACCGUGUACCAGUUUACCAGAACUUCCACGUGAAACUAAACUUUAGCCUAUUGGGACCGAAGAAAAAUGCUUGAAACAGCAACAACCACUAACAAUACCACCACCAAUAACAACAGCAGCAGCAUCACCACUGAAAAAGUACUACUAUUACUAUUACUACUACUACUACUACAAGAAACAACGCGACUUUUCAUUCGACGAUGGAAUUGACGCGAAGAGGAAAAGGAAAAAGGAAGAAAAGGGGUGCAUUUUGUUCGGUGAACAUUUUACUAGGUAUAUGGAAUAUAAUAAUAAUAAUAAUAGUGAGAAGAAAAAAAAUGAUUAAAUGGAAGCUGUGCUUUCGUUAAUGGCCAUUGUUCAAAGUUGUUCCGUGGCGGCGCGCUUAAUCGCGUUUAUUAUCCUCGUCGAGAAUUAAUAAAAUGGUGGAGAGGAACCCCAUUGGGCACUCUUACGCGAUAAACUUUGAGAUAAAUAAAGAGAA